Messenger RNA from Histoplasma capsulatum G186AR, 468 nucleotides. RefSeq lists its product as uncharacterized. The transcript is spliced from 2 exons. Lineage: Eukaryota; Fungi; Ascomycota; Eurotiomycetes; Onygenales; Ajellomycetaceae. The record is from RefSeq and is a predicted model, not a curated record. The coding region runs from base 1 to 468 and encodes 155 amino acids.
AUGGGAACUAAAGGAAGGAUGGAGGAUUCCCUGGUAUUACAUGGAAUGGAGUUCAUAUUUUUGCGACAGGCGUUAGGAUGCACCAUGUUGAACGCUAUUCCUCAGCACCUCCCUAACCGUGACUCCGUGAGAGAGCGUCGACCGGGAUUGAGCAUGCCCAGGUCUGAUAUUCACGAUACUACCUCGGUUCGUGGCAUGUAUAUGAAAGAUCCGAAGGGUCUCCAUCUUACCAUCUGCUUCAAAAAUGCCGAGCAACUCACCAACAACACGCAUAUCGCUAGUCAUGGAUACGUCACGGACAGAUCAAAAACCUUUAUUCAUGAAGCAACACACACGCCGGAAAAAGAAGACGAAACUAAGAAAGAUAACGGGCUUGAUGUUUGGCCUAGCGGCUUACCUUGUGUUGCUGAAGUCGCCUAUGGCCAGGUGCCGAAGCCGGAAGAAAUUCAAGUGGGGGUAGUUAUCUGA